CCACCCCAUUUCAAUAUUUUUAAGGGAAGAAUUAGUAACAGAAACCACAGAUACUUGCAAAAAAGUAAAAUAUUAACUUACUGGUCCUCUUAUCUGUAUGAAUGUAAUUUUUCUUGGCACAUGGGUCUUUUUCUUUUCAAAAUAUUUUCUCAUUUGUUUUAGAAUUGACAUUUGAAGUGUAAAAUUUUCAUUACUUUCUACAGAGAAGAUGGGGAAUUAGAAGAUGGUGAGAUAGAUGAUGCAGGAUUUGAAGAAACACAAGAUCAGGAAGCAAAAGAGAAUGAAAAGCAGAAAAAUGAGAAAGCCUACAGAAAAUCAAGAAAAAAACACAAGAAAGAAAGAGAAAAGAAAAAAUCCAAAAGGAGAAAACAUGAGAAACAUAAGCAUAACUCUCCAUCUGGUGAUGAUAGUUCUGACUACAGCCUGGAUUCAGAUGUUGAACGUAUGGAAAGUUCCUAUAAGAAAAGAAGUAGUUUCUACAGGGAUUAUGACACUCCAUUUUCUCAGCAUGGACAUAUAUCAGGAAGUUACAUGACAUCAAAGAAGAGUCAACAUAACAAAAAAUUCAGCAGUAAAGAGUAUGCUGAAUCUAGUUUCUACAGUGAUGACAACUUUGGUAACUACAGUGAUGACAACUUUGGUAAUUACAACCAUGAGGGAGAAGACGACUUUUCCAGUCAGCUGAAAUAUUAUAGACAAUCUCAGGAAUCCUCAGGGUCAUCGUUUUCUAAGGAAUCAGGGAAAAAACAGAGAACUAAAGGAAGCCCACCAGGUACUGAAUAUCGGAUUAAAAGUUUUAAUACUAGUCAUGGACGUGUUUUACCGAAGAAAAUCAAAAGAAAAGAACACCAUGGGGCAAGAGUCACUAAAGGGCCUGUCUUUUCAGGAAUGGAUGACUUUCAAGAGUACAGUAAACCGGGGAAAAAAUGGAAAGUUAUGACUCAGGAGUUUAUUAACCAGCACACAGUGGAACACAAAGGAAAACAGAUCUGUAAAUACUUCCUGGAAGGGAGGUGUAUUAAGGGAGAUCACUGUAAAUUUGAUCAUGAUGCAGAAUUGGAAAAGAAAAAGGAGAUCUGCAAAUACUAUUUACAGGGAUAUUGUACCAAAGGAGAGAACUGUAUUUAUAUGCAUAGUGAAUUUCCUUGCAAGUUCUAUCAUAGUGGAGCAAAGUGCUAUCAAGGAGACAACUGUAAGUUUUCCCAUGAUGAUCUGACUAAAGAGACAAAGAAACUUUUGGACAAAGUUUUGAAUGCCGAUGAAGAACUUAUACAUGAAGAUGAAAGAGAAUUAGAGGAACUUAGGAAGCGUGGCAUAACUCCUCUCCCCAAACCACCCCCAGGAGUCGGGCUUCUGCCAACCCCAUCAGAGCACGUUCCCUUUUCUGAUCAUGAAGACGAUUUUGAGACAGAUCUUUCUGAUGAUUUGAAGAAAAUUCCAUCUCUUUUUGAAAUAGUCGUAAAACCUACUGUGGAUUUAGCACAUAAAAUUGGGAAGAAACCACCAGCAUUUUACAGCAGUGCCUCACCACCAGGACCACAGUUUCAGGAAAGCAGUCCCUGUCCACAGCAUAUGUACAAUUCUGAGUCAAGUCCAGGUCCAGGAUCUAAUGUACCUCAAGGAUGUGAUAGUCCUUUGAGGCACCCAGGCUCCCCUGGACAUCACCCAUGUGUGGGACCUCCUGGUCCACCAAUGCAAGAGAGCCCACCUUUGCCACCUGGCGCACCUGAAAUUGUAGGCCCUCAUAGUCAAGCUGGAGGGCUUGUUCAGCUGGACUCACUACCAACUCUGGGUGGAGCUUAUCAUUCCCCAAGCUUUCCAGGACACGUGAUGAAAGUCCCUAGAGAGAAUCACCGCUCUCCAGCUUCAUUGUACCAGCAAAUGCCUGGAGAUAUGCAGCUUCCCACCGACUCUGAGUCCUUGCAAGCCCCAGCUGAGUUUUAUGAUGAUUAUUAUUCACAGAAUGCUGCACAUAAUUUUCAGCCACCUGAUAACUGUGCUGAUGAGCUGUGGCAUGAAGAAUUUGCACAGCAGCAGCCUCCCAUUGCUCAUGACUCACCUAACCUUGGGAGUGGGCCUGACAUCAGCAGCAAUGUGACAGGUCACUGCCCUCUGCCUACUUCAGGGCUCCCUCCUGCAGUGCAGAGAGCUCUUUUCAUCCGAUUGACUCAGAGAUACCAAGAAGAUGAAGAACCAGCUGGUGCCCAGUCUCAUAGAGCAUCAAGCAAGGAAGAAGAUGAUACAGUUAACUGGUACUCCAGUAGUGAAGAGGAGGAAGGAAGUGGUGUCAAGUCAAUACUGAGAACAUUACAGAAACAAACAGGGUCUCUACGAAGUCAGCAGCACACUCCCACAGAGCUCGGCAUUCCUACUGAUCCAAGACUUGCUAAAGAGAAGAGGAAAGGGAGUCAGGUGGUUGACCCAAGGCUACGGACUGUCCCAAGGCAAGAUAUUAGGAAGCCUCAUGAGUCUGUCCCAGUGGACCUUAGACUUGCGUGGGAUCCCAGGAAAUUCAGAGGGAAUGGAAGUGCUCCUGGAGGCGCUUCUGCUAGUGGAGCAAAGUUUGAUUUACAUCCUGCAAAUGCUGGUGGGAAUCGUAAACCCAAAAGCAGAGAUGACGAUGAUGAAGAUACAGAAAGAGAACUGAGAGAGAAAGCCUUCUUAAUACCUUUGGAUUCUUCACCUGGAGUAGUACUCCAGGAUCCACGGUCACAGUUAAGACAAUUCAGUCACAUUAAAAUGGACAUUAUCCUAACCAAACCCAACUUUGCAAAACACAUCGUGUGGGCUCCAGAGGACUUACUUCCGGUUCCUUUACCUAAACCCGAUCCAGUAUCUUCAAUCAAUUUACCUCUGCCUCCACUUAUAGCUGACCAGAGGCUCAGUAGAUUAUGGAAUACAAAAAGUGAUCAUCAAAGUGCCCUGUCCCUUGAUCCAAAAUCAGCAGCCAAAAUGAAUAUAACACAGAGAGAGGGCUACUUAGAACAGUGUGGAGACUUACAUAGUUCAGGGGGUAAAUUAGGAGACCCUAGGCUGCAAAAGAAUUUUGAUCCUAGGCUUCACAGACUGCCCAAUACAGAGUCACAUCAAGCAGCUAUAAAGGACUCACAUGUAUCAAAGAGUGGCCCAAACCUAGCCAGAUCAAACCCUGGUUUGUCACAGUCAUCAAUAGCAUCACCUAUCAAUGCUGGUCCUGUGGCUCUUCCUCCAUAUGCCCCCAAACUCUCUUCAGCUGGCCUCCCACUGGGAACUUCAAGUUCAGUUCUUACUAGCAUUAGUUUGUACGAUCCUAGGGAGAAGGGUUCAUUGCCUUCAUCAGAGCUAACUACCAUUUCUUCAGAAGAAAAUGCAGAGAACCAGGAAAAAAGUGGUUCAAAGAGUAGUGAUAAAAAUGAGCCUUCCCCUGGAGAAGUGAUCCUACAGAAAACUCCUGCAGACUCGGACGUCCCAGGUGAGGGGCCAGUCGACACGCAGGCAGAUACUCUGAGGAGUGCGGAUAAGGUUCAGGUCCCCGCUGUGCAUAGUCUUCCUAUUCAGGCCUUAACAGGCUUAAUUAGACCUCCAUACAGUGAUCCAAGGCAGGCAAGAGAGCCAGAACAGGCAAGCCCCACCCCAGGUGAUGAUCCAAGUAGAGAAACAGAUGACAAAUCUCUGAAAGAGGUUUUUAAGACAUUUGAUCCAACCGCGUCACCAUUUUGUUAG
Molecule: messenger RNA, 3702 nt
Organism: Cricetulus griseus (Chinese hamster)
Lineage: Eukaryota; Metazoa; Chordata; Mammalia; Rodentia; Cricetidae
Source: RefSeq, a predicted model, not a curated record